AUGGCUCUGCACUUUGACUUUCUACUUGACGGAAUUUUCGCUGUGACUGCAUUCGAGAUUGCCGCAACAUACAACGAUGGCAACUAUAUCUACGCUGCGCUAGAAUACCAGACAAGCUCGAUUAGCGCUUUCAGGCGCCACUUAGACAAUCCCCUUCCCGAAACCAUCGAGCCAAUGCUUGCAUUCUCACUCAUGUUUAUGGUUCUCACGCUGGCUUCAUCUCAAGCCCGACUGAACAACGCCUCUAGUUGCCUGCCCAAUACAGAUAGCACGACAUACUUUUCUGGAAAUGGCAUUCUGGAAAGCACGGUCACGCACUUUGCGCUUCUACAAGGCGUUUCGGCUAUUGUUGAGCGAAAGCCUGAAUAUGUCACAAACUCGCCAUGCAUAAACCGACUCAAGCCUUUUAAGGAGCUGCCAUCAACAGCGGUUGAUCCAGAAAUUGAAAGUACCUUGUCGAAAAUUGGGGACUGUAACGAGGCUAGGAUUACAUCAACUGUUAAUGAGUUAUACGAGCACCGUGUUAGUCAGAUAUCUUUAUGGGAAACCUGUAAGAACGCUCUGUCAAUGCUUCGAGAGUGUUUUGCCAAAUGUGCAGAUGAAAGCCACAGCGGGUAUACCUUGGGGUGGCUUAACAUGGCUGGAGACGAAUUUAUCAAAGCCGUCAUAGCUGAGGAUACUACUGCACUUCUGUUGUUAAUGUACUGGGGUGUUCUCUGUCAGAAAUUUGGUCAUCAAGUUUGGUGGGCUCGGAGUUAUGGAGGCCUUCUUGUAGACGAGCUGGUGAGAAGCAAAUUGGCCGAUAUUACGGACGACGAAACGAAAGGCUUGGUUACACUUGCCCAAGAACGAGUUCGACAGUAUAGGUUGAGGGGCGCUUUCUGA
Molecule: messenger RNA, 885 nt
Organism: Exophiala spinifera
Lineage: Eukaryota; Fungi; Ascomycota; Eurotiomycetes; Chaetothyriales; Herpotrichiellaceae
Exons: 1
Coding region: 1-885 (294 amino acids)
Biological process (GO): regulation of transcription by RNA polymerase II
Molecular function (GO): DNA-binding transcription activator activity, RNA polymerase II-specific
Source: RefSeq, a predicted model, not a curated record